Molecule: messenger RNA, 2856 nt
Organism: Epinephelus moara (kelp grouper)
Lineage: Eukaryota; Metazoa; Chordata; Actinopteri; Perciformes; Serranidae
Product: disks large-associated protein 1-like
Exons: 7
Coding region: 1-2856 (951 amino acids)
Biological process (GO): signaling
Cellular component (GO): glutamatergic synapse; postsynaptic specialization
Molecular function (GO): molecular adaptor activity
Source: RefSeq, a predicted model, not a curated record
AUGCUUCAGCUGGCUAUUAAAGAUGCUGUUAACAAGCACGACAAUGUUAACUGCCUGUUACUGAAAGUCGGGCAGCUGGUGAAAAGUGUGCGCAAGAGCUGCCUGAACACAGAGGAAACCAACCGAUUGGGAGUACGCCCCACGACGGCUUGCACAACGCGAUGGAGCAGCCAACUGCGGAUGAUUCAGUCGGUCCUCCGGUUGUUCCAAAAAGACCCGUUAUGGCAAAACAAAAUCAAAUCUACUGCCGCCAACAUCACCCUAAACGAAGUGCGUCAGCUGACGCACCUUGUCAGUGUAUUAGCACUGCUGGCGGACCUCACAGACAAAAUGCAGAAGGAGCUGGGGAACCUAGGGAUGAUCCUCCCGGCUGUCAAGUCUGCAGCUCUCCUCUCAGGGACAGUCUUCUGCAGCCCUUCUCUGGUCACAGGCCUGCCUGGCAUCUCUCAUCCAUACCAUUCCUCUUUCCAUCCACCCAUCCUUCCCCCUGUCAUGAAAGGCCUGUCCAGUAGUCGGAGUCACCAUCACGUGGUCUCCUAUGAACCAUCAUAUGAUCUACUGGGUCACCAUGUUGACCGCAAGCCAUAUUUGAUCAGUCAGAAUGACAUGCCUGUGCCCAUUCCCAUGCCGCAUCCAGCUGAGCUGUCCUACUACAAUGCUCAGCGUUCCCCGUACCCCUCUGACAGCAACAGCAUCGUACCAUACGGAACCUUCCCAAGGAGGUGCCACUCCACCUCCUCAUCUCACCAUCCUGAGGUAAAGGAUGAGUGUAUGGCCAUGGUACCAUAUGUAGGAGGAGGAGGGGGAGGAGGAGGAGGAGGUGGAGGAGGCUAUGGAGGUAAAACGCCCACCCGGGUACCAGCAAACUUUGCGGACCCGUUUGAGCGUCAGCCGUCAUUUUCCAGAGAUGGCUACCAUACACUGCAGUACAAACGAGGAGUACUGGCCCACAGUGGGGGGAUGGGGGCCAACAACAACAACAGUGACAGCCCAGGGAGAAUUCGCCACCUGGUCCAUUCGGUCCAGAAACUUUUCACCAAGUCACAUUCAUUGGAGGGGCCACACCACACACAGUCCUCCAAGGGGGCCAAUAAUGGGAGCGUUAAUGGUGGUGGUGGUGGUGGAGGAGGUGGUGGUGGUGGUUCCAGGGCCAGCCCAGAAGGUGAAACUCCACCGGUGGGAGUGCGCCACCGGAAGCGCAGCAAGAGCCGCGAGCGCUGUCGAUCAGCGGAGCCCAAGCAUCGAAGCCACCACCACCACCACCACCAGCUCCACGGCUCAGCAUCUGCUCCAGGCUCUGGAUAUUGGAGCUCAGAUGACAACCUGGAACGGGAGCUGUGUCUCUACCACCCUCACCACCACCAACCUCCACCCUCACCCUCACCCUCCAUUUCCCCCUCGCCCAUCGCCAUGACAAUGGGCCGGUACCCCGGCAACAACCACGACAAGUUCCCCCAGACUCCCCUCCCCAGUCUCUCCUCCUCGCAGUCCCAGCAUUACUUCAUGAUGGACCCUUAUGGCACACUAAACGAGCACACACACACCCACGCACACCAUGGCCACACACACCACCAUUCUGCACUCAAAGCCUCCCGGAGCAACAACGAUGUGAAGUAUGCAGCGUCGUCGGCAUGUGUGCCAGUUAGUGGUAGCAGCAAUAACAGCGGUGGCGGUAUCGUUGGAGGAAGUGGCCCCUUGAUGCCAAUGGGUCUUGUGGACGGGCCCAUUGUGAAGAAAGGGGCAUGGUCAUCAAGCCUAACGGUGAGCAGGGCCCGAGAGGUCUACACCAACAACAGCAGCCACAACCAGCUACGAGCCAGCGCAGGAUCCGGUAACCUAAACCUAGAUAGAGCUCUAGUCAAAUCUAAGGGCAGUCAGCAGCAGGAGCGCUCUUGCCAUUUCUUACAGGUACCUCAGGAUGAGUGGGGCGGCUUCUCUCCGCUGGGGAAGGAGGACGACAUCCCCUGUCGGAGGAUGAGGAGUGGAAGCUAUGUCAAAGCCAUGGCUGAGGACGACAGCGGCGACUCUGAUGGGAGUCCCAAACCGUCUCCCAAAGUUCAGGCACGCAGGGCCAGCUACCUGAAAGCCACACAGCCAUCACUGACUGAGAUGACCACUCUACAGAUUUCGACGGAGCACUCCCCCAAACUGCAGAUCAGGAGCCACAGUUACCUUCGUGCGGUGAGUGAGGUUUCAAUCAAUAGAAGCCUGGAUACCCUGGACCCCAAAACCCUCCUCGACCCCAAAUCGCUGCUGUCCUCACCCCAAUAUCGCUCACGCAAUGAAAGCUACAUGAGGGCCAUGAGCACCAUCAGUCAGCUGAGUGAGGUGGAGGUGAACGGGCAGAUCGAACAGGUGUGUGAACAAGUCUACAGUGAGAUGCAGGCCCAGGCCAUGGAGGCUGCCAUGGACAGCAUGGACACCAUGGACACCCUGCCUAUGCCAGGAUGCUUUCGGAUGCGAAGCCACAGCUAUGUCCGGGCAAUUGACCAGGGCUGUGCAGGGGAGGAGGAAGGAGAGGGAGGGAGACCACUGCUCUUGCUGCCAUCCUCCCCACCACGCACAUCUGCCACCACCGUCAGGACCAUCCAGAGCAGCACAGAUCCAACUUUCCCACCAGACCUGUCUGUGUCCUCCAUUCAGCUGCUGAGGGGAUCUCAGGUGCCUGCUGUAGGUGGUCCAGGACUCGGCUCUAUACAGCAGGGUGGGGAGGACAACAGCUCUGUAGACCAGGAGUUUUGUAUGGGCCUUCAGAUCUCUGUCCUCAAACACUCUUUUUCUGAGCCUGGCAAAGGCUCCCCUGGCACAGCUCAGGCGAUGGUUGACGUCAAGGUUGAUGUCAGCCUUCAAGGAUAG